CCUCCUGACACGCCUUCAUUAUUAUGAGAACACUGACCUGUCUGGCGCUUUUCUUGGGCUCCGUUUUCCUUCUUGUGGAGCGCGGGGACUCCGCUGUCAUCACUGGGGCUUGUGAAAGGGAUCUUCAGUGUGGAGGAGGGAUGUGUUGUGCAGUGAGCCUUUGGAUAAGAGGCCUUCGAAUGUGUACUCCUCUUGGCAAUGAGGGUGAAGACUGUCACCCAUUAAGUCAUAAAAUUCCAUAUUCUGGCAAACGAAUGGUUCACAAAUGUCCAUGCCUGCCAAACCUAACCUGUAUGAAGUUGGACGACGGCAGAUACCAGUGCUUGCCAUACCUAAAAGGCAAAAAUUAUUAUUAUUAG
Messenger RNA from Nanorana parkeri, 359 nucleotides. It is a transcript of the gene PROK2, whose product is annotated as prokineticin 2. NCBI's taxonomy places the organism in Eukaryota, Metazoa, Chordata, Amphibia, Anura, Dicroglossidae. Bases 24 to 359 code for a protein of 111 amino acids. The transcript has 3 exons. The record is from RefSeq and is a predicted model, not a curated record.